CUUGAAGCUUCAGUGUUGAGCCUGUGAGCUUGCCCCAACUGACGUAGCUUUUCUAGCUUCGUCUUACCUAAUACUUAUUCCCCAAUGACUGCUUGCUACGUAAGGUACCUAGCUACAAAGUAUACCUACAUAAACCAAUCUACUUAUCGGUUAUCGUCGACUCUAGCUUCCCUCCAAAGCUCUACUUAUACCCACGUCAAGCCCAUACCCAGGUAAUUACGGUCAAGAGAUCGCAAAUCUACAGCUUUGGAUAGGCUCACGCGUAACCUUCAAGCUCCAAAACCUGUAGUUGUAUUUAUAACCUGUCUUAGUUUGUCUCAUCAUCAGUUUGCCCACUUAGCCCCUGAUGUUAACGUCUUGGAUUGAUCGCCUGUCAUGACAGAAGCACAGCCCAGCUUGGGCGACAACGACACCAACGAUGCCAACAACAUCGACAAUCACGACGGCGCUAUACUGGAGAAUAGCCUUGACGAGCGGGAACAUGAAAAGGCACCCCACUACCCAGAGUCGCAUCAUUCAGAAGAGAGUGGAGACGCAACAGUAGAUACAAAGGAUACAAAGGUUACCGGCGAAGCUAACGCCGAAGCUGACUCCAAUGAAGAUGAUGAAGAGGAAGAGGAAGAAGAAGAGGACGACGUCGACGACGAUGAUGAUGAUGAAGAUGAGGAUGAGGAUGAAGAUGAAGAAGAGGACGAGGACGAGGACGAGGAACCGAGAUUAAAAUCCGUCUGCUUGACAGAGCAUAUGGGCGCCGUCUAUAAGAAUGGCGACGCUACUAGUACAUUUCUUGUCGCAGGAGACAAGAUGAUAGUCGGAACGCACAAUGGAAAUAUCCAUGUUAUCCAACUGCCAGACUUCCAGUCUUUACUUGUCUACCAAGCCCAUACCGCCUCCGUUACGAGCAUUUCGAUAUCCCCAUACCCGCCUCCCUCUAUUCCCGCAGUCCUUAAGCCUGAGGGCGUUAAUAGGGUCGUGUCGCAAACCAUUAACCGACCCUCCUCUAAGCAUUCAAACUCGCCACCAGGUAGCCAGCGGAGAUCGCGCGAGUUGCCACAAGUUCCCAACAUCCCCUCGAACAAUAUCUUCAUCGCGACCUCUUCUAUGGAUGGAAACGUCCGUGUCCAACCCCUUAUCGAGCUUCGAGAUGUGCAGCUAAGGAAUUUUGCGCGACCAGUUCAAGCCGUAGCCUUGUCGCCGGAUUUUAGAAAUGACAGGACAUACCUCUCCGGUGGUCUUUCUGGCAACCUGGUUCUCACAGUCGGAGCGCCUCAAGGGCGAAGUACGUCAUCGACUACGGGAAGCGCUGCCGCUACCGCAUCUGGCUGGCUCGGUAGUAUUGGGAUAGGUGCAAAUACUGGAAAGGACUCGGUGCUUCAUUCAGGAGAGGGGACCAUCAGCACAAUUAAAUGGUCCUUAUCAGGAAAGUACGUUGCCUGGUUAAACGAGCACGGCAUCAAGAUUAUGCGAACGAAGCUGCACCUAGAUAGCGCAGACAUAGAAGAUGCCUGGAAGCGAGUAGGACAUGUCGAUAGGCCGCAGACGGACGAAUGGGAAGAAAUGGCUGGCGUAUGGAAGGGCAGGGCGGAAUGGAUUGACGACCAGGCCAUCACAAGCGACGACGCAGAGAAGACGAGCGAUGCAUCAGGCGCUUUAUCUCCCGCUGCCGUCAAGUUAAGCCAGCAGGCGCUAAGACAUGAUAAGAGCAUCGAACGGCUAUUAGUUGGAUGGGGAGGUAUAAUAUGGAUCAUCCAUGUCCAUCCGGGCGGCGUUGGUGUAGGAAAGGAUGCGGGGGAAAGGUCUAUUGGAAGGGCUGAGAUUGUGAAGAAACUUCGCAUGGACUGCAUUAUAUCCGGCAUUUCCUUAUAUACCCAAUCUUUACUUUUAGUCCUUGCAUACUGUAAACCGGAGGGUGAGGAAGAAGAACCUGGUAAAUCAACAAAUAAAGGUGAACCAUCUGGUGGGAUAAGACGCCGCCACAAUGCCCAACCUCCCGAGUUAAGAUUAAUCGAUCUCACAUCUCAAGUCGAAAUUUACAAGGAUACCGUCCCUAUUGGUCGUUAUGAACGGCUUUCUUCCAAUGAUUAUCAUUUGGGGGUAUUGCCUGCGAGCAGAGCCGCUUCUGUCGUGGCUUCUCGAGGAGCCCUGGAGGCCUUGGCUGGUUUUGGCACUGAUAUGUGGAAUGCUGCUAUCAAUCCGAAGUCUCUAUUUAGUUCUGGUGCAAGCAUUCGAAGUAAAGAAAGCAACGAUGCCGCGUCGAGUUUCAGGGCCACCAAUACCGGGGGAAGUGUUCGAGCCAGUCUGAAACCAACAUCACGGACGGUACAUCCUAACCUCAUCAAACCCGGGGCCAAAAUAUUCAUCCACAGUCCGUAUGACUGCGUUCUUGCAACGAAGAGAGACCUUGGUGAUCACCUAGAGUGGUUGGUCGAACACAAAAGGUAUCAAGAUUCGUGGGAGUUAUUAAAUGACCACCCAGAAAUUAUGAAUGCCUCGACGGAAAGACUUCCGGAGUUUGUCCCAUCGAGUCCCGAACGAAGACCAUCGACUACAGACGACUUUUACGAAGAAACUUCGUCUCAGAUAGACGAUCACAUUAGACUUAUGAACACGUCGGCGGAAAAAGAGAAACGCCGAAUUGGCGAGCUUUGGAUUCAGGAGUUGGUGGAAAAUAGGGAUUGGGCCGGUGCUGCUCGAGUUGCAGCAAGGGUAUUCAAUACUCCUCACCAGUGGGAGAAUUGGAUAUAUAUUUUUGCCGGUGCAAAUAAGUUCGACGAGAUCGUCGAUUAUGUACCCUCGGAACCAAUGCGUCCACCCAUUCCGGGGACAGUAUACGAGGUUAUGUUGGGCCAUUACAUUCAAACUGACAAAGCGCGGUUUAAGGAAUUACUCGACCGGUGGGGGACCGAGCUCUUCGAUGUUAGCGAGGUCACUAUUGCUCUAGAAAACCAGCUCAAUUUCCGUGACGUGAGAGAAGACAGCAUCGAAGAUGGAGAGAAAGGACGUGACUGGCGAAUUGUGACGGAAAGCUUAGCCAGGCUUUACGAGGUAAACGGGCGAUACCGAGAAGCUCUAAAGAGAUAUAUCAAACUUCAAGACGCGGAUUCUGCCAUGCGUCUAAUAAGAGAUAACCAUCUCGCGGAAGCCGUCAUCGACGACGUCCCCAGCUUCAUCGCUCUUAGAGUACCAGAAGCAGAAUUAAGUCGAAUGAGUAUCUCGGAACUCGAAGACGCUACAUCAGAAGCUAUCGCGCUACUUGUUGAUGAGGCAGCCCGAGGCCUCAUCAAACCAGAAGUUGUGGUCGAGCAACUAGAGCAGAAAGAUUUAAAUCUUUACCUCUAUUUCUACUUCCGCGGUCUAUGGCAAGAAUACCGCGAGCGGCCCGUGGACGAAAGCGUGUCUCUGGUGGAUAAUUUUGCCGAUUUAGCUGUUCAUAUUUUUGUGGCAUUCGACCGUGAGCUUUUAAUGGAUUUCUUAAAGAUAUCUACUUCGUACAAGUUUGAGAAGGCGGUCGAGGAGUGUGAACAGGCUAAUUUUAUACCUGAACUCGUCUACCUAUACUCCAAGACCGGAGAGAUGAAACGGGCACUAUAUCUCAUUAUUGAUCGUUUGGGCGAUGUAUCCCAGGCUAUUAGUUUUGCAAAAGAACAAGACGACCCGGACCUCUGGGAGGAUCUCCUCGACUACAGUAUGGAUAAGCCACGCUUCAUCCGUGCAUUACUCGAGGAGGUCGGUACGGCUAUUGAUCCGAUUACCCUAGUCCGACGCAUUCCCGAGGGACUUGAGAUCCCCGGUCUUCGGGAAGGCUUGAAGCAUAUCAUGAAAGAACACGAAAUCCAAUACAGUAUUUCGUCUGGUGUGGCGCGUGUCCUUAGAUCUGAAGUAGCCGCCGCUCAGAAUCAACUCCGUAGCGGACAAAGAAAGGGCAUCAAAUUUGAAGUGCUGGUUCAUGCGGAAGAUCAUGUCGAUGUUGAAGUCAAAGACGUAUCUCUCCCACCAGCAACAGGAAAACAAUCAUCCCCGACUGCGACGCCGCGUGCAGGUGGGACUAGGACUGGAACACCCAGUGAGACGGCGGAUACUAACACGCUGACGGACAACAAUCCUACGGGCAAAAAGCAGCAAGAGCAGCAGGGACACGAUCACCGGGAGUUGAAGCCAGGUCAUUGCGCCAGAUGUCUCGAGCCGUUUACGGAGUGGGAGGUAGAGACACUCGUAGGAUUUGCGUGCGGCCAUAUAUAUCAUAUGACACAUCUCCUGGAGUACUUACACCCAGGUCAGGACGUAGAUCCUAGCGUAAUUGCGAACGGCAGCGAGGAUCGAACGAGAGGAGGUCGGUUUGUGGGUAGUAAAGUUACGCAUGCGCGGUUAUUAAGAGAUCGUAUCGAGGGCGGCUGCCCAGUGUGUAGGAAUAAGAGGGAAGUUGUCGAAGGCGGCCACGGCUAAUGAUGAAUAUUAACCAUUGAUCUUUUUUUUAUUCGAUUAUAGCUAAACCUGCAUAGUUUGGAGUUUGGAGUACAUGACAGAUACAUAUCAUUAUCUGGGAUUCUAUACGAGAUGAGCCAAAGGUUGAACCGUGUUAUAGUUGCCAAGAUGAUUCGGUCUAGGCUGAUGACGACAGCGCGAGUUAUAAAUGGGAUCAGAACCAUUCAGCCGGCAAGAGUUACAAAUGUAACCGAGACUAUUCGGUCAUGGUUGAUAGCGAGAGAGCGAAACUUAUAUGAUCAGCAAGCAAUAUAAGAAAAGAUAAUGCAACCUAGUGCUUUAUUCAGGUAUCUAUAUACGUAUGUCUGCAAGCAGUAGGGUCACGUGCAACUUAUACGAGCGAGGGAGUUAAAAUCGAGUAUAUAAUUAUAAUUCUAUUACAUAAA
Molecule: messenger RNA, 4868 nt
Organism: Daldinia vernicosa
Lineage: Eukaryota; Fungi; Ascomycota; Sordariomycetes; Xylariales; Hypoxylaceae
Exons: 3
Coding region: 376-4443 (1355 amino acids)
Biological process (GO): protein targeting to vacuole; endosomal vesicle fusion; macroautophagy
Cellular component (GO): HOPS complex; late endosome
Molecular function (GO): protein binding
Source: RefSeq, a predicted model, not a curated record